Chroicocephalus ridibundus (black-headed gull) is the source of this 593-nucleotide messenger RNA. It is a transcript of the gene MRPL55, whose product is annotated as mitochondrial ribosomal protein L55. Gene Ontology annotation, molecular function: structural constituent of ribosome. Gene Ontology annotation, biological process: translation. Gene Ontology annotation, cellular component: mitochondrial large ribosomal subunit. The transcript is spliced from 4 exons. The coding region runs from base 175 to 528 and encodes 117 amino acids. NCBI's taxonomy places the organism in Eukaryota, Metazoa, Chordata, Aves, Charadriiformes, Laridae. The record is from RefSeq and is a predicted model, not a curated record.
GCAAAGGAACGCACGCCCUGCCCCGGUCACGUGAGCGGCGGGGCGCACCACUGCGGCGGGCGGAGGGGGGGGAGAAGCCGUCGGUGAAGGGGACGGGGGGGCGUCCCCGAGGAGGCUGCCUCGUCUCCCGCCCUCUGCCGCGUGGAGGAUCCAUCCUCACUCGCCUGCACGAAGAUGGCAGCCUUGGGCCGGGCGCUGAGCGCCCUCCGCCUCUGUGCCAAGCCGCCGCUGCCCACCGCCACCUCCGCCCGCACCAACUCCAACCGCGCCGCCAUCUCCCACCUGAACCGGCAGCUCUACGGCCGCCUCUACCCCGUCCUCCUCGUCAAGCUCGACGGCUCCACUGUCCGCCUGCGCUACAGGGAGCCCAAGCGGAUCCUCAUGCUACCCCUGGACAGCAGCACCCUGCCCGAGGCCCAGCGCAAGGCCCGGCUGCGGAGGCAGUUCCCCAGCAAGCCGAAGGCCGAGACGGAGGAGACGUUUGAGGGCAUCGACCUGGGCACCUACGAGCGGUUCUGGAAGAAGUGAGGCCCUGAAAUAAAAUUUAUAUAGAAAAUAAAAAAAAAAUAAUAAAAAAAAAUAAAGCCGGGAAA